Messenger RNA from Cynocephalus volans (Philippine flying lemur), 4790 nucleotides. RefSeq names its product fibrosin like 1 (gene FBRSL1). The record is from RefSeq and is a predicted model, not a curated record. The transcript is spliced from 20 exons. Lineage: Eukaryota; Metazoa; Chordata; Mammalia; Dermoptera; Cynocephalidae. The coding region runs from base 90 to 3392 and encodes 1100 amino acids.
CCCAGCUCGCGCGGCGCUCCCGCAGACCGGCGGCGCCGCGUAGCAGCGCCGGGUCAAGGUCACCGGCCCGACGGGGCGCACGCCGCGCCAUGGAGGCCAAGGUCCGCCCGAGCCGGCGCUCGCGCGCGCAGCGGGACCGCGGCCGGCGCCGGGAGGCCGUCCGCGACGCCCGCGCCCAGAGCGCGUCGUCGGGCGACGAACCGGAGCCCAGCCCCGGCAAGGAGAACGCGGUCCUCCGCGGCGCGCCCCCAAGAGGCGCCGCCCCCGCGCCCCGCGCCGCGCGUCCCCCGCGCCGCCGCCGCCGCGAGUCCAGCUCACAGGAGGAGGAGGUCAUCGACGGCUUCGCCAUCGCCAGCUUCAGCACCCUGGAGGCCCUGGAGAAGGACAUGGCUCUGAAGCCACAUGAGCGGAAGGAGAAGUGGGAACGUCGCCUCACCAAGAAGCCCCGGGAGUCAGAAAACUGCCCAUCUGCAGAGCCGAGUGAGAAUGGGCGGCCCCUGGAGGCAGGCAGCCCUGAGCAGGACGUAGAGCCUGCCUGUGCUGGGGGGGCCAAGAAGGUCCCGCUGCAGCCCUCCAAGCAGAUGAAGAUCACCCUGUCCAAAGGGGGUGACCGGAACAGUGACGACGACAGCGUCCUUGAGGCCACCAGCUCCCGGAGGAGCAGUCCUCGGGACCAGCUCAGUGACAGCUCGGCGCAGGCGGUCUCAGGGAGAGGCUACUCCUGUGACAGCGAGAGCGGCGUGGACGACAAGGCAUCAGUGGGCUCUGAGAAGCUUUUUGCUCCAGCAGCUGAUAAAGGUCCCGUGCGUGGCGACAGGUCCGAGGCCAAGGCCGGGGCGGUGCCCAAGGUGUCGGGCCUGGAACGCAGCCGUGAGCUCAGCGCCGAGGCCCUCCUGCCAGCCGCACCCAGCCCCACACCUGCCACCGCGCCCUCUGCGGGCCCCCAGCCCGGAGCUCGCGCCAGCCCCCUGGUGAAGAAGGAAGCCCCCACUGCGCCCCGCCACGUCCCACAGCCGCCCGCGCCCCCACAGUCCCACGGCCCGCUCCCGACACACGUGCCUCCGUCCCUGGGCGCCUUCACGGGCCCAGGUCCCGGCCAGGCGGCACCCAACGGCCUGCACGUUUUCAGCAGGAGCAGUAGCGCGGGCAGCAGUGCCCCCCUCGGCCUGGCGAAGCACGUAUCACUGUCCCCGCUUGGGCCAGGCCCCCACCUGUCUACCUCACACCUGGCGCUCCGGUCCCAGGCGCAGCACCAGCACCACACAGCAGCCAUGUUUGCUGCCCCCCCGACACUGCCCCCGCCUCCAGCGCUGCCCGCCAGCAGCCUGGUCAUCCCAGGACACCCCGCAGAUGCCAGCCUGUUGAUCUCAUUCAACCAGCCAAUCAUGUAUUGCCAGCCUCAUUCGGGGAUUCUGAUUGAUCACGAGCUGCUCAGGCAAGAGCUGAACACGCGGUUUCUGGUGCAGAGCGCCGAGCGGCCUGGCGCCUCCCUGGGCCCGGGGGCUCUGCUGCGGGCGGAGUUCCACCAGCACCAGCACACACACCAACACACACACCAGCACACACACCAGCACCAACACACAUUCGCCCCCUUCCCCGCGGGGCUGCCCCCGACGCCGCUCAUGCCACCCGCCGCACCCCCGCCGUUUGACAAGUACGCUCCCAAGCUGGACAGCUCCUACUUCCGACAUUCCAACCUCUUCUCAUCCUUUCCUCCUGCCAUCCCGGGACUGCCUACUCUGCUCCCACACCCUGGCCCCUUUGGGUCCCUGCAGGGUGCUUUUCAGCCCAAGAAUUCAAACCCCAUCGAGGUCACAGGCCGGGCCAGUGCAGUUCACACUCUCCUGCAGAAAGUCCCUGGGGUGUCUGAUCCAUACCGCUCAGCAGUCAGGAAGCCAGGGAAGUGGUGUGCAGUGCACGUGCAGAUCGCCUGGCAGAUCUACCACCAUCAGCAGAAGAUGAAGGUGCAAGAUUUCAUCUGUGCUCGCGGGUGCGGGAUCCUCGGAGAACACAGCCUGGCGGCAGCCCCUGGACACACUCUGUCCUCCCUGCAGAUGCAGCUGGACCCCCACAAGCUGGAGGUGGGCGCAAAGCUGGACCUGUUCAGCAGACCCCCCGCCCCAGGUGUGUUUGCAGGAUUCCACUACCCACAGGAUCUCGCCCGGCCCCUCUUCUCCAGCACAGGUGCCGCCCAUCCCACCACCAACCCAUUCGGACCCUCACCCCAUCAUGGCAGCUUCCUGCCCACUGGUCACCUGACAGACCCUUUCAGCAGAUCAAGCACCUUCGGGGGCCUGGGGAGCCUGGGCAGCCACGCCUUCGGAGGCCUGGGCAGCCACGCGCUGACUCCCAGCGGCAGCAUCUUUGCCCCCAAGGAGGGCUCCACGAUGCACAGCCUGCCCAGCCCCCACGAGGCCUGGAACCGGCUACACCGGGCACCACCCUCCUUCCCCACGCCGCCCCCAUGGCCCAAGCCUGUGGAUGCCGAGCGGGUCUCAGCCCUGACCAACCAUGACCGGGAGCCAGACAAGGGCAGGGAGGAACGGGAGCGGGACCUCCUGGAGAAGACGCGCCUGCUGAGCCGGGCCUCACCGGCCGCCCCCACCAGCCACCCCAUCAGCAGCUUCCUGCUCCGCAGCCAGGGUGAGCUGGGCCGGCCCGGGGUCCCUGCAGAGCAGGCCGAGCCCCGGGUCAAGGAGAGCUGCUCGCCCGCCAAGGAGGAUGGCGCCAAGCUGGCCGUGCGCCCGCCGUCGCCCUACAGCACGGCAGCCCAGGGCGACGUGAAGGUCAAGGAGGAGCGCAGGGAGGACGAGGUGCCCGAGCUCCCAGGGGGCGCCACUGAGCGCCCGCGCGUGCUGCCCGCGCCCCUGCAGCUAGGCCUGGGCCGCGAUCGCCUGGGCGCACCGGGCUUUGCAUGGGAGCCGCUGCGCGACGCCUACCGCAGCCUGGAGCUGCCCCGCCGCGCUUUCACCGCCGCACCGCCCGCCACUGCCCCUGCCCCGGGUCCCGCCGCCUUCUUUGAGCCCCCCGAGCGCCCCUACCGAGACCGCGAGCCGCACGACUACAGCCCCGAGCGCCUGCGGGAGGCGCGCCGCGAGGAGCUGGAGCGUGCGCGGGCCCCGCAUCUGGACGCCGCGCUGCUACCCGCGCUGGGCUCCCUGCACUACCCGCGCCUGGCACCCGCCGCCGCCACACUGCACAACGGGCUCCUGGCGCGCACCCCGCCCGCUGCCGCCGCGCUGGGCGCGCCACCCCCCCUGGUGGCCGCGGGCGGGCCCCCCACGCCCCCGGGGCCGCCGCCUCCCGCGCGCAGCAGGACUACGCCGCUUGCCCCCAGCGAGGCGCGGGAAUACUCCCCAUCCCGCAACCCCCAGGAGGUAGAGGCGCGGUAGUCCCCGCGAGACCGCCCCGGCGGAGGAGGCUCGAACUGUGUACAGAGACCCUUUUACAAAUGCACUGCUGUAAACUUUUUUAAGUGUAAAUUUCUAGACCCUAAGCACAGUUCCAUCACAUCCUGGGUGACCCUUGCUUUUCCACUGGAAGCCUGCGGAGUCGGGGAAUCAAUAUACAGCUUUUCUGGGAGUGAUCUUUGCUUUUCCAGGCUUGAGAUUAGGCUACUGGCAAAAAACAAAUUCAAGUUUAUACUAUUUUCCCCACAGAUGAGAAACGUUUUUAGUGGAUUUGUAUUUUUCUUAACUCUGUGCUCUUUAGACAUUUAAAAGACCAAAAAAGAAACUUUUUGCUCCUUGAUUUUUUGUUGGGCUUUGCAAUUUAAUGGCCUCAGAUCCCUCUCCAGAGCCCCAGGGUUUCUUUGUCUUAUUUAUAGAGGAAAAACGGUCAUUUUGUCCAACGCACUGUGAGGCUCCCCACGCAGGCCUGGCCUGGCCCUCCGUUGGUACUUGGAACCGAAGUUACAGGUAUAUAUUAAAAUAAUUAAUAAUAAUGUAUAAAACAUUGUGUUUUUGCCUUAUUCUAUUAUGCAGAAGUGUAAAAGGAUUUCUUUUUUUGUUUUUUUUUUUUUUUAAGUGUAAAUAGUCUUGAUAUAAAUAUAUGACGUUAAAUUCUUAGGUAGACUUUAUAAAAACAGUUUCCAGAAACCCCUCUGGUUAUUUGUUUAACAUGGUCACAAAAUCCCACCCGCUGUCAGUUGCAAACACCCUCAGAAGUUGAACUGCAGCAGCUACCCUUCAACUAUGCAAGCGCUCCGGGGCAGGCGGACGCUCAGCUGUCUGGGGGAAGAAGGUUCCAUGAGCGAUUUCCCAGCCCCUGCAACCCUGCGGCAGAGGCUGCCCACGGAGGGUGGUUGUCCUCCCAGCAGUGGCCCUGUCCUCCCAGGACUGGCCGGCUCCUGCCGCAAGGACAAUUCUGUGGAUCCUUGUGCUAAUCGUGCAGUGUUCUUGGGAUCUGUAUACCAGACAAGUAGAAUUUUAGAAGUGCAAAAGUCUAAAGGUUGAUUACAAAAAAACUAAUAACUUUUGUACAUUUCCUCUCCUGUGUGAAGCCAUCAGCAAACGUUUGUCUUGGUGUUGUCCCUCCACCUCCCAGUACCUCAGCAUGGUUUCCUUUUGGCUUUGGUUCUGGCUCAUCACCGCGUGCUGCUGUCAGUUUGUCCUGGUGUUUGGGUUGUGUCUCUGCCGGGCUUCUGUGCCUUGUGGAUUCAGCCAUUGCAGCCAUUUGCUUUGUUCAGUUCUGUAUUUUCAACCGUUUUCCACUGUGGACUCCAGUUGUUUUCAACAUUCUGUUCUCAUGUCAAUCAAUGAAGAUAAAUACAGCCUUGAUUUUGGAUGAAA